UGCGCUCGUGCGCUCCGCCAGCGCGUCCUCAUCACCCUACGCAGCCCCAGCGUUGGGCUGUGCGUCGCCCAGGCGGGACGGCGGCCCGAGGCCUAGGCCCGAGUCAGACCGGGGACCGGCGAGGAUGGACGGGGAGAGACGGCCCGCGCCGGGCCCGCCCGCCGGCAGCCUGCUGGCCGACGGACACCUGGUGCUGUGGACGCUGUGCUCGGUGCUGCUGCCGGUGUUCAUCACGUUCUGGUGCAGCCUCCAGCGCUCGCGCCGGCAGCUGCACCGCCGGGACAUCUUCCGCCGGAGCCAGCACGGGUGGCGCGACACGGACCUGUUCAGCCAGCCCACCUACUGCUGCGUCUGCGCGCAGCACAUCCUGCAGGGCGCCUUCUGCGACUGCUGCGGGCUCCGCGUGGACGAGGCCUGCCUCAAGAAGGCGGACAAGCGCUUCGCCUGCAAGGAGAUCAUGCUCAAGAGCGACGGCGGCGGCCCCGACGCCGCCAUGCCCCACCACUGGAUCCGCGGCAACGUGCCCCUGUGCAGUUACUGUGUGCUCUGCAAGCAGCAAUGCGGCUGUCAGCCCAAGCUCUGCGAUUACAGGUGCAUCUGGUGUCAGAAAACUGUACAUGAUGAGUGCAUGAAAAACAGCUUAAAGAAUGAAAAGUGUGAUUUUGGAGAAUUCAAAAACCUUAUCAUUCCACCAAGUUAUUUAACUUCCAUUAACCAGAUGCGUAAAGACAAAAAAACAGAUUAUGAAAUGCUAGCUUCUAAGUUUGGAAAGCAAUGGACCCCAUUAAUAAUCCUGGCCAACUCUCGUAGUGGAACUAAUAUGGGAGAAGGAUUAUUAGGAGAAUUUAGGAUCCUGUUAAAUCCAGUCCAGGUUUUUGAUGUAACAAAAACUCCCCCUACCAAAGCCCUGCAACUCUGUACUCUUCUUCCCUAUUAUUCAGCUCGAGUGCUUGUGUGUGGAGGGGAUGGGACUGUGGGCUGGGUCCUGGAUGCAGUUGAUGAAAUGAAGAUUAAGGGACAAGAGAAAUACAUUCCACAGGUUGCAGUCCUGCCUCUGGGAACAGGCAACGAUCUGUCUAAUACCCUGGGUUGGGGUACGGGUUAUGCUGGAGAAAUCCCUGUUGCACAGGUCUUAAGAAAUGUAAUGGAAGCUGAUGGAAUCAAACUAGAUCGAUGGAAAGUUCAGGUAACAAAUAAAGGAUACUACAACCUAAGAAAACCCAAGGAAUUCACAAUGAACAACUAUUUUUCUAUUGGACCCGAUGCUCUCAUGGCUCUCAAUUUUCAUGCUCAUCGUGAGAAGGCACCGUCUCUGUUUUCCAGCAGAAUUCUUAAUAAGGCUGUUUAUUUAUUCUAUGGAACCAAAGAUUGUUUGGUGCAAGAAUGUAAAGAUUUGAAUAAAAAAGUUGAGCUAGAACUGGAUGGUGAGCAAGUCGAGCUGCCUAAUUUGGAAGGUAUUAUUGUUCUGAAUAUUGGCUACUGGGGCGGUGGCUGCAGACUCUGGGAAGGGAUGGGAGAUGAGACUUACCCUUUAGCCAGGCAUGAUGACGGGUUGCUGGAAGUCGUUGGUGUGUAUGGGUCUUUCCACUGUGCUCAGAUUCAGGUGAAGCUGGCAAACCCUUUUCGAAUAGGACAGGCGCAUACAGUGAGGCUGAUUUUGAAGUGCUCAAUGAUGCCAAUGCAAGUAGAUGGGGAGCCGUGGGCCCAAGGACCCUGCACUGUCACCAUAACUCAUAAAACACACGCUUUGAUGCUCUAUUUCUCUGGAGAACAAACAGACGAAGACAUCUCUAGUGCUUCAGAUCAAGAGGACAUAAAGGAAGCUGAGUAACUGCAUAAAGAAAUGAACUGUUCUGCUAGCACAGCAUCUGCACAAAUAUGCAGAUGCAUGAGCAUCCAGAAGUAGAGCUUCUCCAGCUGCUAUUCAGUCCUAAUUUUCCUCAGAGUACAAUGGGCACACAUUUAUGUAAAUAGCAUUCCCAAACAGCCAGAUGUCCUGUAACUACAACAGCUGUUCUUUUUUUCAACAAGAUACUUUGAUCAUAUAUUACUAACUUUGAAAACAUCACAGAAAGUUACAUGGAGACAAAAUGCUUUUGAGAGUGGGGCUCACUGAAGUUUGUUUGCACUGUUUCAUUCCUUACUGUUGAGCCACACAUUUGAUGGAAGGAUAUGAGUGGAAAGAUCAUUUCCCUCUUAACUUUGAAUGGUAACACUUUACCAUUAACUUGGAAAUGAUGUCUGUUAAACCAGCAAGGUUAAGAUGGGGCAUCCUCCUGUAGCAUGCCUCUUCAGAUUUCUCACAGCCCAAUCUGAAUGGAUCCAGGAACUCCCUGAAGGAGCAAUGUCAAAGUAUGACAAUUCUGAAAACUUCUGAAGUCAUUUUUAGACUCUUGAGAUGUUUUGUUAACCCUCUAAAUAACCAUGUUGAAUUGAUAUUCAGGAUCCUUUUUUUCUUUUCAGUAGUACUAGAGAUUGAACUCUAGUCCUCAUGGAGAAGGAAUUCUAGGCACGUGCUCUACCACUGAGCUAUCCCUUCCCUCCCCCAACAUCUUUUUUUGUAUCCAAAGAGAACUAUCCUGAGUGCAUGUACUAGUACCACAAAAAAAAAAAACAGAAAAAAAGAAAAACUGGGUAGGAUAAUUGGUCUAAAAUAAGAUUGAGAGCACUUUUUUAUAGUGUCACUGGAGAUCAAGCCCAGCUGUUCCUAUGCUAAGCAUUGUUCAUACCACUGAGCACCCCAGCCAAAGAUUUAGAGCACUUCAGGUAUAACGGUUCUCCAAUUUUUCUUGACUAAAAGGCUGUGCCAACAAUGAAAAAACUAUAUGCUUAAAGGAACCUUGCUAGUCAGAUUAGUUGCUCAGAAAAAAAAAGUUCAAGGCUGAUGCAUGUUUUUAGCAUUCAGUGAUCUUGUAGUACUUUGAAAUCCAAUAGUUUUUUUUCUAUGUGAAGCACUUAACAGAAUUUCUGCCUUGGGGAGGUAAGUGGACAGAAACCUCUGCUGAAACUUUAUAUAUUUAUUUUAAAAUAGAUAGAGAUAUAUUUUGAACUUAUUUAUUAUUUACCUGUGGCAUGAUACUUGUGUUUUUGUUUACACAUAUCAUACAGCUUUAUUUAAUAAGUUCAACUGGUCACAUAAGUUCUAGCCACCAUCAGAUAAAAAUUUAUUCUUUUGACCAAGUAACUGAAAUUAUUAUUUAAUUCUGACAAGUCUUUUGUGGCACUGACAAACUUCUUUUGGAAGGUUAACUGCAAACUUUGUUUCCCUGCUGAAAGUCAGGCAAUUCUACGACUGUCCAUUAGAGAGUGCUCCUCUGCUGUUUUCAGCCAGCCUGCUUAUACAGUUAGGCACACUCACUGGGUGUCCAGUUUUGUUUUUCUGAUUAGGCACACUCACUGGGUGUCCAGUUUUGUUUUUCUGACAAAUGCCAAUUUGUAAGCUUGGUGACCUUUCAUGAUUUUAAUCUCUAAAGAUGAUAAUACAUUCCCCAAAACAUGUAAGGGGCCAGUAUGAAUGUAUUAUCCAUGAAUUGCCAUGAAUUUUUAUUUGAGUCACCUCAGGCCCAAGCAGUGUUUCAAAAAGGACCACUUAAGUAGUAAGGGGUAUGUUACAUUAAACGGCUUAUCUUGCUAAGUUAACUUCUUCCAGAUCUCCAUAAGUCAUGCCAAAUUCUAGUCUGGAAUGAUUUUGAUAAGGAAGUUGUUUUUGGCUUUUUAUAAAGCUUUCGCAGGGAAUAUCCACAGUGGUGGUGAUGGAACAGUUUCAUGGAUUUUCUUUUAUGAGCUGAUCAUAUUUUCAGCAAAAUCAAGCUUUCGUUUGUGAUCAAAAUUGUUAUAUAUAUAUAUCACUGUUAAAUUCACUUUGCCAAAGGUCAUACCUCUGAUUGGUAGUGCUAAUUUGUAGUGGAAGCAAAGUAAAUAAUUUAGGAUGUCAGUAUUCAUAUAAAACAACUACAUAGUUUUUUUUUUAAACUACUGAAACUACUGUACUGUAUUGCUACACUGGAUUUAGAACAAGUUCAUGUACAUAUCUAUUUAUUGAAACAAUUAUUUUCAAUUAUAAUCCAAUGAAGUGGACUCUUUCCCCCUACUGACCAUCAGGUUUUUCUGUUGUCUUAUUCAUUUGUUCAGAUUAGUUUUUAUUUAGGAAAAUUAUUUCAGAACACUAUGUCAUAAAUCAUACCAUUGUUUUAGCAAAAUUUACUCAUAUUUUUAGGCACUAGUUUACCCAGCAUUGCAGAUAACUAGGCAUGUGCCUUGUUUAAAUAAAUACAGUUUGUAGAACUUCAUGUUUGCAAGUUACAUGUUAAGGUAAUAAUUGUUUAUAUGACCAGUAACUUUUUAUGAAAUAAUUCACAAGCUUUUGUCCCAUUUUAAAUUGUCCUGAUAUUAAAAAAAUAACUUACAUUCUCAGGAAGAAAUGUUUGAAGUAAAUUGUACGUCUUUGUCUUCACAUUUCUCGCAUCUUUCACUAGUCCAACACAUUCCUUCUCAUCAACAUAGUGGCUUCCACACUGAAUACCUGGCAGCUCUUACGGAUCUCUUAGGUAGAUGAUGAAAUUUUUAGUGCUUUGUUAUGGUUCAUGGAAGUCAGAGACUUCUGUUUAAAAUAUAAGUUGUAAGAUUACGUAAUUUUAGGUUUUCUGAAACAACUAGCUAUGAACUCUUAAUGUUGCUAAUGUUUGUAAAAAUUUUAUAGUUCAAAGUAUUUAUUUUUAUUUUUUUAGGGUAUGUCAAAAAAAGUAUUUGUUUUUUGAAAUACAUUUGACAGCUUAGAUUUAUAAUAUAGACUGUGAUUCAGAAAUCACAGACCUUUUUGUGCAGUAAAAGUGAGUACUACCAGCAUGUCAAAAGACAAAUAGUUUGCAUUUGUAAUAGAAAGUAAAAUUGUUUCUCAUGUAUAUGAUGCAAUUUUUAAUUUGCACUAUGUAGGUGACUUUAAAAGUUAUUAAUUUACAUGCUAAUAUAGGCCCAAGUACAAAAUGUGGCCAAAAGAGUCAAUAGAAAAGGUUUUGUGUAUGUGGUUUUUUUUCUUCAAAAUAAUGAUAACUGAAGCAAAAACCAGCACUUUAUGUUCAGAAAUGUUUUUUGAGGGAUGAGGUUAAUCUGUUUUUUUUUUUAAUUCUACCCAAUUUAGGACAAUGGAAUGUUAAGUAAAUUUAUUUUUUUAAUCUAGAAAUUCAAAAGGAAAAAUAGUUUUUUUUUACUGUCCCAAUCUGAUGAAGGUCCCUGUUCCUCAGUGAGACAGAGUGGCUGCUCUGGUCUUGCUUUUCAAAAAGUUCCCCUCCUCCCUCAGAUCAUCCCUGGUUCACAGGGUGUUCCCUGCAGGUGUCUGUGGCUUCAGUCAGGCAAGCAGGAUUCCUGAGCCCACUCUUGGCUUAAAGAAUCGUUAUCUCUGGAGGUAGCAAACACCCAGAAGCUUCCAGUGUUCCUGGAACUUGAAGGCUGCUGCUCCAUACCUCAUAUGUUCACCCAGGGCUUUGCCAGGGCCAUAGUGGGAAAAUUAAUUAAUUGAAUGUUCUUAAAGUUGUUUUUCCUUCACCCUGCUAACUGUUCUUUCCUCACAAUCAUUGUCCUAAAAAGAGUCUGUGAGAAACCUGUCUGUUGUACAUGCCCAUAAUCCCAGCACUCCCAAGACUUGAGAUCCAAGCCAGCCUAGGCUUCAAAAAUAAAAAAAGUGUUUGUAUCCAAAUGUAUAUAUUUUUCUAUGUAUGUAGACAGCGGAUCGGUUGUGGCUGCAGGAGCUAGUGAAGGACCCUGUUGGAGGUGAGCAUUGGAGGCACCUGCCUUCUCAGUUGAGUCAUUUACAGACACAGCACAUGCUUGAGGAGCACAGCAGGUGAGAUGCUUCCGCUAUUUAACAGGGUUUCUAUUUUUAAAACAGAUUUUGAAGUCACUGCUGUAAUGGACGUCACCUGGUUGAUUUUUCUACUGACUUUUGCAUAUUCAGAAACCUGUGUUUUUUAUUAGACUGUCUUGGAGGUUUCAGUUGCUGCUUUGAAAGCUGACGCUUGGGUGUUUCACAAAGUUUUCAAAGGCAUUCUGAUGUAAAGCAAAGCAACAAACUUAGCCACUCUUCCUUGCGUGUUGAAAUUACCUACUUUCACAUAUGUACAUAUAUGACUCUUGCUGUGGUUCAGUGUGUGAGCCCCAUAUCUCUCAAAAAGGUAGAUUCUGAGGUUCUGGGAGGAAAUCUUUAAAAGUUGCCCUCUUAAUACAGAAGUUCACAAGAUGUAAUUGAACCACUGACCUUAGCAGAAACUUAAUACCAUGUUGCUGACAGAGUAUGGAAAGGGAGAAGUAGGAGUUAGAUUGUUUGCGUUGGUCCUCUGUCUUUGCCCAGGUGAGAAGGAAUCAUUUGCUGAGCAUGUCUGGCUGAGAUCAAGCCCACAGUAAGGCAGGGCACAGUGCAAUUGGAUGAUGUGGCACAGAAUCUUGGUUCUCAUUGUUAAGCUCUGGCCUUUGCCAGCUGUCUUUCCAAUUAGACCUGCUUGAUAGAGAUAGAUGGGCACUCUGGAUUGAAAUUCUGUUCUGUAAAGUUCAGAGCAGCCUAGCUGAGGCCCUUGUUCCCAGCACUCUUACAAGGAACCAAACUGCUUGGAUCUGUAAACCGACAGUGUUGAGAACAGUAAAGCAGUCUGAUAGCCUCUUGUCCUUUACCCUCAGACCACAAUGCUAGCACCUACCACUUAAUUUUGGUGUUAAUGGAUUUUGUUGAGUCUGUAUUGAUGCCAUGCCUACAGACAGAAAUGUAAAUGAAAGCAGUCGGUAUGUCAGAGAUGUUUGCUUGUUUUUUAAUAAAAGUGCAGCCCUCA
This is a messenger RNA of Dipodomys spectabilis (banner-tailed kangaroo rat), 6815 nucleotides long. It is a transcript of the gene Dgke, whose product is annotated as diacylglycerol kinase epsilon. NCBI's taxonomy places the organism in Eukaryota, Metazoa, Chordata, Mammalia, Rodentia, Heteromyidae. The coding region runs from base 125 to 1831 and encodes 568 amino acids. The record is from RefSeq and is a predicted model, not a curated record. The transcript has 12 exons. Gene Ontology annotation, molecular function: ATP-dependent diacylglycerol kinase activity.